GCGCCUGCGCAGUGCGCUAGGUUGUCAGUCAGGUAAAGGGCUGGUAAGCCCUUGGCAGAGAGCAGUGCUGUCAUGACUGAGGGCACGUGUCUGCGGCGUCGUGGGGGACCCUAUAAAACUGAGCCCGCCACCGAUCUCACCCGCUGGCGGCUCCGCAAUGAGUUGGGUCGGCAGAGAUGGACGUAUUAUCAAGCGGAGGAAGACCCUGGUCGAGAACAGACCGGGCUAGAGGCCCACUCUUUGGGACUGGACACAAGGAGUUAUUUCACAGACUUACCUAAAGCGCAAACAGCCCGAGAGGGAGCCCUGAAUGGAGUAACCUUUUAUGCCAAGCUGCAGGCUGAGGAUGGACACUGGGCUGGUGAUUAUGGUGGUCCACUCUUCCUCUUACCAGGUCUCCUGAUUACAUGUCACAUAUCAUGCAUCCCUCUGCCAGCUGGGUACAAAGAGGAGAUGGUACGGUACCUGCGGUCAGUGCAGCUCCCUGAUGGCGGCUGGGGGUUGCACAUUGAGGACAAGUCCACAGUGUUUGGGACCGCCCUGAACUAUGUGGCUCUCAGAAUCCUGGGUGUUGGGCCUGAUGACCCUGACGUAGUGCGCGCUCGGAACAUUCUUCACAAAAAAGGUGGUGCAGUGGGCAUCCCUUCCUGGGGGAAGUUCUGGCUGGCUGUCCUGAAUGUGUAUAGCUGGGAAGGACUCAAUACCCUCUUCCCUGAGAUGUGGCUGUUUCCUGAAUGGUUCCCUGCGCACCCCUCCACUCUCUGGUGUCACUGCCGGCAGGUCUAUCUUCCCAUGAGCUACUGCUACGCCACUCGGCUAAGUGCCUCAGAGGACCCACUGGUUCAGAGCCUCCGCCAGGAACUCUAUGUGGAGGAUUAUGCCAGCAUCGAUUGGCCAGCACAGAAGAACAACGUGUCCCCCGAUGACCUGUACACGCCACACAGCUGGCUGCUGCGUGUGGUGUAUGGAGUCCUCAACCUCUAUGAACGUUUCCAUAGUACCAGCCUGCGGCAGUGGGCCAUCCAGAUGCUGUAUGAACACAUUGUAGCUGAUGAUCGCUUCACUAAAUGCAUCAGCAUUGGCCCGAUCUCAAAAACCAUCAACAUGCUUGUUCGUUGGUCAGUGGAUGGCCCAUCCUCCCCUGCCUUCCAGGAGCACGUCUCUAGGAUCAAGGAUUACCUUUGGCUGGGCCUCGAUGGCAUGAAAAUGCAGGGCACCAAUGGAUCACAGAUCUGGGACACUGCAUUUGCUAUCCAAGCAAUGUUGGAGGCACGUGCACACCACAGACCUGAGUUUCUGCCCUGCCUGCAGAAGGCUCACGAGUUCCUGCGGCUCUCACAGAUCCCAGACAACUUCCCUGACUAUCAGAAGUACUAUCGCCAUAUGCACAAGGGCGGCUUCUCCUUCAGCACACUGGACUGUGGCUGGAUCGUUGCUGACUGUACAGCCGAGGCUUUGAAGGCCGUGCUGCUCCUGCAGAAUCAGUGUCCCUCAAUCACCGAGCACAUCCCCCGAGAGCGGCUUUGCGACGCUGUGGCAGUGUUGUUAAGCAUGAGGAAUUCUGAUGGAGGAUUUGCUACCUAUGAGACUAAGCGUGGGGGACACUUGCUGGAGAUGUUGAACCCCUCAGAGGUCUUUGGAGACAUCAUGAUCGACUACACGUAUGUAGAGUGUACCUCUGCAGUGAUGCAGGCACUGAAGCACUUCCAUGAAUGCUUCCCAGACCACAGGACAGAAGAGAUCAGGGAGACCCUCAAUCAAGGCCUGGAUUUAUGCCGAAAGAAGCAGAGAGCUGAUGGCUCCUGGGAGGGCUCCUGGGGGGUUUGUUUCACCUACGGCACCUGGUUUGGCUUGGAAGCAUUCGCUUGCAUGGGGCAUACCUACCAAGACGGGGCUGCUUGUGCAGAAGUAACUCAGGCCUGCAACUUCCUCCUGUCCCGGCAGAUGGCGGAUGGAGGCUGGGGGGAGGACUUUGAGUCCUGUGAACAGCGGCGGUAUGUGCAGAGUGCCAGGUCCCAGGUCCACAGUACAUGCUGGGCCCUGAUGAGUUUGAUGGCUGUCAGGCAUCCAGACAUCACCGCUCAGGAGAGAGGAAUCAGAUGUCUGCUAGGGAAGCAGCUCCCCAAUGGAGACUGGCCUCAGGAGAACAUCUCUGGGGUCUUCAACAAGUCCUGUGCCAUCAGCUACACAAGUUACAGAAAUAUCUUCCCCAUCUGGACCCUGGGCCGCUUCUCCAACCUACACUGGGCUGACGGCCCAGUUGUAACGAACAUCGGCUGCUCUUUCAGAGGACCUGGAUUUGAUUCCCAGCACCCACCUGGUGGCUAACAACACGUAACUCCAGUUCUCAGGGACCCAGUGUCGUCUUCUGGCUGCUGUGGGCACUGCACACAUGGUACAUAGACAUAUAUACACUCAUAACACCUAUCCACAUAAAACAAAUCUUGAAAAUAAAAUACUAAAAACAAAACAACUCCUCUUCCCGAGACAUUUCAUCCUGGAGUAUCCUGAGUCUGUGUGGCAAGGAGCCAGACGUAGCAUCCAAUUCUGCCCUAGAUUAUAAGCUUAUACACAUCUCACUGGUUUCUGGGAUUCCAGCAUCCUGAUGUCCAGGCUUCUCAUUCUUCUUGCUGAGAUAGAAAAGCACAGAUGGGAAGCCAUUAGGGUAGAUAGCGGUUGUAGCAGUUCCUGCCAGGGGACAGCACUGGAGUGAGGACAGCUGGUCACAUUAGCUCACCAGUUAGCCCACCGAGCCAGCCAGGAAAAUGCCCAUGACACCCAAAGACCAUUAUCAGCCCUUAUGCUGACUGUGCUUUGAGUCCAAGUGAGGACCAGAUUUCUGAGGCAAUCCUUGGGUGUGAGCUCUAAGUUUCUAAUUCUAACUGUGUGUCUGGCCAGCAUGCAGGCAGAGUUCAUGGUAGAACCCAUGUGUCUCCUUGAAGUUGCUCCUUUUCUCCCUGGCCAUGGUGAGCAGGGAUCAGCUGGAUUCCCCUUUCAUGUUCCACACCCCUGGUGCUUUCUACACUGGUAGCUCCAACCUCUCCUUGGCCCAUCAUCUUCCCUUGGACAAGCAGAGAGCUGUGUCAGAUCCUCUUCUCCCUGGGCAGGACCCUCUAGGGCAGCCCUUUGUCAUGGUGCAGGUUCCCUGAGGCUUUGUGCUGUCUGCCUCCUGCCUGGCUCCCACCAUCAGCACCUUGUGUUGUGACUCACUGGGCUUUCCUGCCUUAGAUCAUGGCCUGUGCUGUGAACAGCACUGACUUCUAGUCUCUGCUGGGAAUCACUGUACCAGAUCACUGUACAUUUGCAGGACCAGUCCCCUUAACAAACAGACAGCUGGUGAAACCUGCUUUAGGCUGUAGCGGGUCAUGCUGCAGAGUUCUCAGGAUGUGCUGGAUUACCAGCCCCAGUUUAGGGAGUUCUCUGGGCACCAUGGGGAGUUGGUGGGGGACACUCACCAGAUAACUGUCCAGAAGAAGUUCUUAAGGAUUCUUGACAUGAAAGUUUUAGCUUGUCAGGGAUAAUUUGGAAUGUGCUGAUGGCUUCUCCUAUGAUAGAGUCGUAGCAGAUUUCCUCUGUUAUCUGUGACGUGAACCUCAACACUCUGCUUUGAGGGAUUCUUUAGUAAGAAAUGUUGACAUUAUCCCCCCACCCCCCGCGAAGCAGUUUUUCUCUGUAGUACUUACUAUAUGACAUGAUCCUCACCAUAUAGUCCAGGAUAGCCUCAAGCCCAAGGAUACUAUGUAGUCCAGGAUAGCCUCAAGCUCGAGGGUAGUCCUCCUGCCUCUACCUCCUGAGUGCUGGGAUUACAGAAGUGUGUUACCAUCCCCUGCUGGAGGCCUUGAUGGCUAUGGCUCUCUGACAAAGUAUUUUUUCUUCUAAGAUAUGACUUAUUGCUAAGUAGGAUUAAAUUUAGUAAGAUGUUUUUCUUUUCUUUUUUUUAAAUAAAUUUUUGCUGGAUGCUGUUUUCUCAUUUUCUGUUUUAACAAAUACAACUGUAUGGUGAUAUAUAGUUAAUCAACUUGAUUAUUUUUAAUUAGUUAACUAAUUAAUUGGUUUGAGA
Messenger RNA from Arvicanthis niloticus (Nile rat), 4060 nucleotides. NCBI's taxonomy places the organism in Eukaryota, Metazoa, Chordata, Mammalia, Rodentia, Muridae. The record is from RefSeq and is a predicted model, not a curated record.